Messenger RNA from Epinephelus lanceolatus (giant grouper), 3902 nucleotides. It is a transcript of the gene col26a1, whose product is annotated as collagen, type XXVI, alpha 1. Lineage: Eukaryota; Metazoa; Chordata; Actinopteri; Perciformes; Serranidae. The record is from RefSeq and is a predicted model, not a curated record. Gene Ontology annotation, molecular function: protein binding.
UGUCAAACGUCAGAAAACCGCAUUAUUCUAUAGGAAGAGGCUGUGUGUCAUUCAUCUUGGGCUCUUGAGAGGGCCAGUUUGUUUCUCGUCGGGAAGGCGAAAUGACCAACUCAUUCAUGGUUACAUCGGGGUUUUCUUAGGGUUUCUUUCCCCCGCUCCACUUCAGAUACUGUAGAUCUGUCAAAGAGGGAUUUAUAACUUCGGGAUUUACUUGAAAAGAAUCGUCGGUAUCUGCGGAUAUCUCUGUCAGGGAUAAAUCAAAACGACACGAUGGCUUUGUCGUUCCUGUACGCGCUGUGCAUGUGGAUAAGUUUAGUUGGUCUCUCACUGGAAACAGGGUUUGUUUAUCACUUUCCAGGCAUCACUCUGCAGCGACAGCGCAUCAAAUCGGAACAGAGCGGCAACACUGGAUCGCCAGGUACCGGGUCCCGGACACAGCUCAGGAACUGGUGUCAGUAUACUGUGACCAGAACAGUGUCCUGUCAGGUGCACAACGGGACAGAAACCACAGUGCAGAGAGUGUUUCAGGGCUGCCGGUGGCCCGGACCCUGCUCCAAAGUCCAGAUCAGCUACAGGACCCUGGUCAGGCCAUCCUUCAAAGUUGCCUACAAGCAGGUGACUGCACUGGAGUGGAGAUGCUGCCCAGGCUUUGUGGGAGAGGAGUGUCGUGAAGAGUGUUUGAACUGUACCAGUUUCACUGACAUGAACAGCAGGAUAAACGCCAUUGAAUCAAAGAUCAAGCUGUUUGAAGAGGGACACUCAUCCCUGCAGACAGUCAGCAGUUCACCAGAGGGCUCCACAGACAAUGAAGUGGACGCACCCAAACCCACUCCUAUUGGGCCACCAUCAUACCUGCCACCAGCAUCGGGAGGCAGAGGGCCUCCAGGGCCCAUCGGACCACCAGGGCCUCCAGGUUCUGCUGGGCCUCCAGGUCCCUCAGGAAGAGCAGGCCUCCCUGGACCUAUCGGACCAAAGGGGGACAGAGGUCUAGCAGGAGUGAUAGGUCUCCCCGGGCCUCCUGGUCCACCGGGUCCUCCAGGGCGGAGCUCCUCGCCUGUUCGAGAGCGCGGUGACGUUUUUCACGUGGACAAUCAAGAGGAGAUCCCUGUCCGUCCAGCUCUCCCUUCUUCUCAGAUCGUAGUCGGGCCUCCCGGUCCAACUGGUCCGACUGGUCCUGUUGGCCCCGCAGGCCCUCCAGGACUGAGAGGACUUGCAGGGAUGCCAGGCCUGCCAGGACGAGAUGGUAAGGAGGGCCUCCAAGGCAAGCCUGGGGAUCCUGGCCCUAAAGGAGAUCCAGGGGAAAGGGGGCCUCCAGGUGUAGCAGGCAAGCUGGGCCUACCUGGCGCACCAGGGCUAAAAGGCGAGCCAGGAGAGGGCUUGAAUGAGGGUGAGGCCGUGCAGCAGCUCAGGGAGGCCCUGAAGAUCCUGGCCGAGAGGGUCCUGAUCCUGGAGCACAUGAUCGGCGUUCAUGAGAACUCUGAAGGAUCUGGAUUUGGCAGCAUUUUGGACCCUCUGUCUUUCUCUGCCAUAAAGACCAAGCGCCGCCAGCCCGUUCAAACCCCUCCUCACGCUCCAGGACUGAGGGAGAGAUAGAGACGAGUUCCCCUUUAAGAGAACAGUCUUAUUAUGUAUGUGUGUGUGUGUAAUUGUGAUGGAUGUGGCAAAUUUGGCUUGACUGGACAUACAAUUUUUGUUUAUAUCAUGUUUCUUAUGUUAUUGCAGCUUAUUUCCCCUUUUUUCAGCUGUUAAAUGAAGAGAUGUUGAGCAUUUCAACCACAUGAAAGGCUUUUUUUUUAGCCUUUCUGGCCCUGUUGCUGCAUGCUCUUAGUCUACAUAACCUUAGCAGCAGCACUUGUACAAUGUUGUACAAUGAAAUAUAAUCUCAUAAAGUGUUAUGAGGAUUUUGGCAUCCUGCUUUUCCUCAGAUAACAGGCUGCCUCGUAAACACAUCAGUUUCCUUGGCUGAUGCUGCAAAGCUCCUCAGGCUGCAAGUUCCCGAGAGCUGGACCCAAAAUAUACUAUUUAGUGUCAAACACAUUCUUGGAACGACCUCGGGGUUCAUCUCAUGUUAGCCUGUCAAACAUAUUUCUUCCUUUCUCCUCUCUCUGUGUCUCUCUGCUUGCUCUGCCUUGUUAAAGCUGAGGUAAGACAUGAUGGGCUGCCAAGAAUAUCUGCUUAAAAUAAAGUUAGGUGAAAUGAAUAGCAUCUGGAGAGAGUGCACAUCUGGAAAGCAAAAGGAGGAGAUGCUGAAACGGUUGAGUCUUUGCCCAGGGACCCAGACCCUGCUUGGUUCCAGUUCACCUUCACGCGACUGGCUGAUGGAGCUCUAAACAGGAUUACAUUGACUUCUUCAUAAACUGCCUCUGAGACUUGUUUCCAAACUGAUAUGAUUAUUCUGUAAUAGGUCUCUAAGAGACCAAGCCUGUUGGUCCCAUGCCUGGUACAAUCAUUGUAUUCGUCAUUACAAGGUGCAUGUGCAAAAGGAAUAAUUCUGCAUUUUGGGAUAUAAACUCAUUCACAUUCUUGUAGAGAGUUAGAUGAGAGGUUUGAUAACGCCCUCAUGUUUGUAUGCUAAAUAUGAAACUGGAGCCAGUUUGCUGAGUGUAGCAUAAGGACUGAAAAUAGGCGGAAACAGUUAACCUAGCUGCGCUCACAUCAUAUGUUCAGACCGAAAAUAUGAGCAGCCCAGUGGAAAAGAACUGUUCGGGUCAGCUUUUGACUUAUAAAUCAGAACUGGAGAUUUCGGGAAUUUCUGACAGCGAUGAUAUCUCUUGCCUGGUGAAAAAAAAGAGUCAACAAACCAUGAAAAAAAUGGCUGCAAAGUCACCAUCAAUAACAGUUACAUCUAAAUGAAAUCCAGUAUUUACACUUGUAAACCAAUUCAGCUGAUUUUAGAGGAGCUAUAAACUGUUAGAGUGUAUCUGGUGUCACUGGUUGAUGAACAGCUAGAAACAGGGGCGGAUUGGAGGGGUGUCUUCUGGGGAACCAGCCCCGAAUCAUCUCUCCAAAGCCCAGAAUCAUUGCAAUGACCAAAAGAAAUUUAAUAAGUGUUCUUCUGUUGGUUAAAUAUGUCAUUCAGAGUUAUGAAGACCACAGAUUAUUAUUGCAUCUACUCCAGCAGAGAAUAAAAAAAAAAAACAGGUUUUAAGAAGUGAUGCAGUUAAGAUAGGUGAUGCCAUUUACACAAAUUCCUACGCCUACCUUUGUUAUGUAACAUAAAAAUAGUAGCAUUAGACACACAGGCACAUUUGAUUUUCCCAAUUGAUGUAAAGAGAUUGAUGUAAAUGGCUUGAAAAGUAGUGAAUAUAGCUGCUGUACCUGGUGGGAAAAACCUCCCUGGAUUCCAAAUGUUUACAACAUCUUGCUCCCCCCCUGGCUAGAAAUGUGUAACACAACAAAAGAAGCUAAUUUAGGAUAGUUAUCUGGUGUGACUACAGGUUUAUUAGUGGUGGAAAUCCUUUUUGGAAAGAUGUGUGACCCCCAAGUCAGAAAAACUGGAAGACUCAUUUUAGCUUCAGACAGAGCCAGGCUAACUGUUUGCCCUUGUUUCCAGUCUUUAUGCUAAGCUAACGGCUGCUGGCAGCUGCUUUUACCAUACAGACAUCUCAUCUAACUCUCGGCAAGAAAGCACACCAAAACGUCAAACAUUUUCUUCAACCAUCAUCAGCAGAAAAGAGAUGGACCUGUCCGUAUGUGUUGUUUCUGAUAAGUUAUCAUAUGUUAUAGAGAGUUGAGUCUACUGAUGUACCUUUGAAGUAAUGUGUUGUGUUGUGUCUUGUGCAUGUUUCAUUAUCUUUUUUACUAAACAUGUUCAGGUGUGCUUUGUAGUUUAAUUUGCGAGACAUGGUGCUCAGCAGAUAUUUAUCUGUGUUGGUAAUUGAAGUGAGAUUAAAGUCACAACA